GCAGAGACUAGCUUCAGAACUGGUCAGACACAGGAGAUUACUGUUGUGCUUCUGCACAGCUUUCUUCAUCCACUGUAAUCCAAAUCAAAUCACAUUUAUUUAUAUAGCCCUCCGUACAUCAGCUGAUAUCUCAAAGUGCUGUACAGAAACCCAGCCUAAAACCCCAAACAGCAAGCAAUGCAGGUGCAUCCACAUACAAUCCUGAAAUACAUUCUGACAAUGUGACCUGUGUCCAGACCUGGAAGAGCAGAUGGAGAAAGAGACGCCCAUGGAUGAGCAGUCCUUAGAGUCUCCUACGCUGGAACCAUAUGACUUUCCCUCUUUACUUCAUGACAUAGCAGAGAUUCCCCCUCCAGAGUGGCCAGAGAGCCCAGUCUGUGAGAUUGGUCACCCACUUGAAGAACAGUGAGUUCAACUAUUCGAACAUCCUGCAAAAACCCUCAAAUUGAAAGAUGAAUGUCCAGUAUGCUGUUCUGUGAGACAGUAUUUUUUAAAUUUUUAAUCAAAAUACUUAUCAAUAAUGUAAAUGUAAAAUUUUGAGGAAUUAUUUUAUCGGUCAUCUUUGCUUUAGCAGGGAUGCAGAGCUUAGAGAAAUACAGUGUUUCCCUAAUGUCAUUUUGAUUCAACUGCCACAAGAGUGGGCUAUUGCCUUGUUUGAAGUUGCUGGUAGGCUGCAACAGUUUUAAAAAUUGUAUUUAUCGAGUUCUCUGUGUACAUUCAUUAAUUAAUUAGGACUUGAUUAAGAUAGGUAUUACUUACAGUGCUGAUAGUUUGGUUUGAAGAUGGUUUAUCAUCUGAUUAUAAUAAAAGGGAGGGGAUUAUUUAGCCUAUUUGUCCUUAAAAAAAACAUGUUUAUAAAUUUAUACCAUGUUAUUAAAUAGGAGAUUAUAAAGGCUUGUGUGUAUGCUAGAAAGGCACAACGAAUGUGGGCGACUGUGACAUGUAAAUAAAAAUAAAUGCAGGUCAGGGGUCGCAUUACAGCCGCGCUCUGAAAUCACCUGUGAGUCGGCGCGCACGUCAUUCUGCAUACCCGAUGUGGGUGUACACAAGUUACUACGGACCUGUUGCACUCCAACUCUUAUCACAAACAUUUAACUCUCCUCUGCGGUGAAGACUUUAUUGAAGUUGAAAUAGCGUACGAUAUUUAAUCUAGGAACAUUUAUCCAGUGUCCAGAUUCAGAGCUGCAGUGUGAGUGAAGAGGGUAUCCACAGCUCAGAGAGUCAGAGGUCACAUAAAGCCUGCAGAACCAAAAAACAACCCCCAAACUGUUCACUCCCAGCAAGCCCAGCUUCCAGAACUCAAGAGACUUUGGAGGCAGUAACAUGAGCAGCAGUGUGGCUGACCUGCCCACCUUCUCCCCCAGCCUUUUUGCCCCCAGUGCCUUCAACUAUGCUCGGCCACGCCAGUUCAUCCAGUCUCAGCCAGCCUUUCAGGCCACCAGCUACAGUGUCACCCAGGCUCUGCCUCAGCCCAGCGGGAACAGCAGCAAGGCCUCUCCUUCCUCUUCCAAUCUGAGCUUCCCCAUUUCCACCCCUGCAUCCUCACAGCUGACGGUGUUCCCUCGUGAUCCUCCUCCCUCCUCCGCUGCCCAGUCCAUGUCCCCCUCUUGCGCCCCCAUGUGCUCCACUAUCACCCUCACCCCCAGGGCCUACGCCAGUGUCCCAGCUCCACCUGAGCCCAAGCCCAAGUCCUCUCCAGCUGCCUUCCUCUGCUCUGUCCUGCCCUCUCAGUCCACCCCACAUUACAAGCCUGCUCCCAUGUCUAUUCCUCAGCCUCUAUCCCCAGCUCUCUCCCCAAACUCCCCCAACCCCCCCAACCCUCUGCCCAAGCCCCGGUUUGAUGCCUCCCUGCACAUGGGACAGGGACGGUCUCUCCCUACACAGAGCCUGCCUAUGAGUCAGUUUCCCCACUCUCCACCCCCGCCCCCGGUUUCCAUGCCACAGCCCCCCUUUCCUCCUCCCUCAUGUGUGUCUCUGCCUCCUAGCUACAGAGGGACCCCAAACAUCCUUCCCAAGCCCACCCUGAAGAAGGCUCCUGUCCCUAGGUCAGGGUCCCGCAACACGGAUGAGGAUAUCCAGGGCUCCAAGGACGCCCUGAUCCAGGAUCUGGAGAAGAAGCUACGUACCAAAGAGACCCAAAGGCAAAACAGCCAGAAGCUGUCCUAUGAGGAGCGCAUGGCUCGGAGGUUGCUGGGUCCAGAUAACGCUGCCUCUGUCUUUGAGAAUUCCUCUGACUCACAUCCCGACCAGCCAGAAUCACCAGAGGGACGUAACACCGGAGGAAUAUGGGGCAAACACCACUCUGGUACUGAUGUCAACGAGGGCUCAGCCAUCCAGGAGAAGUGCUAUGCCCCACGCUUCAUCCAGGUCCCACAGGACCUCACGGUGGAGGAGGGCAGGUUCUGUAGGAUCCAAUUCAAGGUGGGGGGUCUGCCCACACCAGACGUGACCUGGUACCUGGAUGGUAAAGCCAUCCGUCCAGACGACUACCACAAGAUGCUGGUGUGUGAGAAAGGCGUGCACUCCUUCAUCAUUGAGAUCGUGACGGUGCAUCACGCCGGAGUCUACGAGUGUAUUGCCAGGAACCGCGCCGGGGAGAACCGCUUCUCCAUGAAACUGGAGGUUAUCGCCCAGGAGGUGCUUCGUCCCCCUACCUUCGUCCAGAAGAUGCUGAACUCUCGUGCCAUGGAGGGGGACACAGUGAGGUUAGAGUCUAAGGUGGCUGCCUCCCCUCCACCAAAGUUCUUCUGGAAGAAAGACAAAGACAUGCUACGCAUUGACCCCACCAGAAUGAGCCUGUACCAGGACAGCACAGGAAGUCAAUGCCUGCUCAUUGAGAGGCUAGUCAAAUCUGAUGCAGGCUGGUACACCCUGUCUGCCAUCAAUGAGGCCGGCAUGUCCACCUGCAAUGCCAGACUGGAUGUAGGAACUCGCACCAACAAGCCUGCCCCCCUACAGGCAAGCAUUUUAAAGUCCCCCUACUCCGCCAUCUCCCCAUCCUUUCUCUGGACCCCCCCCAGCACACGGCCCCCCUGUACGAGAGUGAGGAGCUUUAGACAACACUAAACUAGCAGUAUAAUAACCUGUUGUACCCCUCUGCUCCACUUUAUACUGGUCUGUCAGUCUGUCCACUGAGACGGUCAUGUUGUCUGUGCCUGGGGGAGGAAAUGAAUCAAAGUUUUGAAGAAGCAGAUAUACCCACAGUGCCUCAGUCUCAAUCAGGACACCAUUCCCCGCAUUUGUCAAAUGCACUUUAGUUUGAGCCCUUCUGUUGUUUUUUUAGGGUGGACUGGUCAGAUGGUUUUCUCAGCAUCCUCUAGUAUGGUGAAUCUUACCUGGCCUGAGCACAGACCUUUGUCAAAUGCUGUCUCUGUGGUUUGCUGUUCUAGUUAGAGAAUGAAUCAUGUAUUGUCUCCAGAUAUGUAACUCUUUUGAAGUUCCUUUACAAAAAGCAGCAUUUAUGACUGCUGUUUCAAGUGACUCUUUUUCUGGUUUUAAAAAGGUAACAUUAUUUUAAUGUAUAAAGUAUUUAUUGGACAAUUCUGAAAUGUAAAUGGUUGCCUUCACACCCAAAUUUACAACCUCUGUCUGAUUCUGACCAUAGAAAAAUGUUUUUCUAAGUCUUAU
This is a messenger RNA of Oncorhynchus masou masou (cherry salmon), 3627 nucleotides long. Its product is annotated as myotilin-like. Gene Ontology annotation, cellular component: plasma membrane; axon. The record is from RefSeq and is a predicted model, not a curated record. Gene Ontology annotation, molecular function: cell-cell adhesion mediator activity. The transcript is spliced from 10 exons. Lineage: Eukaryota; Metazoa; Chordata; Actinopteri; Salmoniformes; Salmonidae. Gene Ontology annotation, biological process: axon guidance; dendrite self-avoidance; homophilic cell-cell adhesion. Bases 1324 to 3066 code for a protein of 580 amino acids.